AAUUUGUCUUUUUUCGAGAGAUUUUUUUGAGUGUUCCAUAUGACUCAAUUGACAGGCCAUCGUCGUGUUAGAGCACGCAAGCUUUCCGGAUGACGCAAGCGAACGACGACGCCCCAAAUUGUCCGAACACGUUCUCAAGAACAAACGAACGUGAACCAUUGGAAAGUCCUUGACUUUAUCUAUUGUGAGUCCUCGGCUGCUGUAGCUGGACGAUGGGAACCACACCCACCUUCUUCGCCGCCCACUCUGAUGAUGCCGAGACUCCCCUGCUCCGAGACGCCGUCGACGGCGCCGUCGACUACAGAGGCCGUCCCGUCGCGAGAUCCGCCUCCGGCGGGUGGAGAUCCGCCGGUUUCAUCAUCGGGGUGGAAGUGGGGGAGAGGGUCGCGUACUACGGGAUCUGUUCGAACCUGAUAAAUUACUUGACGGGGCCGCUCGGUCAGUCCACGGCCGCGGCGGCGGCGAACGUGAACGCGUGGUCGGGCACGGCGUCGCUCUCGCCUCUAGUUGGGGCUUUCGUCGCCGACUCGUUCCUCGGCCGCUACAGGACCAUCGUCGGUGCUUCUCUCCUCUACAUCUUGGGGCUAGGCUUGUUGACUCUCUCAGCCAUGAUUCCGUCUUCCGGUACAACUGAUUGCCAAAGCAAUGGCACGAUUCAAACCUCUUCUUGCUUUCCCCCUCUCCACCAAGUGGUGUUGUUCUUCUUUUCUCUGUAUCUGGUAGCAUUUGCACAAGGAGGCCACAAGCCCUGUGUACAGGCAUUUGGUGCUGAUCAGUUCGAUGGGCAAAAUCCAGAGGAGUGCAAAGCCAAAAGCUCAUUCUUCAAUUGGUGGUACUUUUGCAUGUGUGGGGGAAUGUUAGUAACGCUUCUCAUCCUGAACUACAUACAGGACAACCUUAACUGGGGUCUGGGAUUUGGAAUACCUUGCGCUUAUAUGGCAGCCGCUUUAGUUCUUUUCCUGCUCGGUACCAAAACAUAUCGCUAUAGCUUCAAAAAUGAUGAGAGAAGCCCAUUUUUGAGGAUCGGUUCUGUGUUUGCUACAGCAGCUAGGAACUGGAAAACCACCACAAUGGCAUUAGUUGCCGAAGAAGAAUCUCGUGGAACCUUGCCUUAUGAAGGAUCUGGCCAAUUCAAGUUCCUCAAUAAGGCCUUGCUAUCGUCGGACGGUUCAAAGGGCGACGGCAAGGUUUGCACCUUUGGUGAGGUGGAAGAAGCGAAGUCAGUAUUAAGACUCACUCCAAUAUGGGCGACAAGCUUGGUUUAUGCCGUAGUAUUUGCUCAGUCCUCUACUUUUUUUACCAAGCAAGGAGUAACUAUGGACCGAUCCAUCACACCUGGAUUCGACGUUCCACCCGCGUCACUACAGUCCUUCAUCAGUCUUUCAGUCGUCCUGUUUAUUCCCAUCUACGACCGCGUGUUCGUUCCUCUAGUGAGAGGUUUUACUCAAAGACCCUCUGGCAUCACGAUGCUCCAAAGGAUAGGGACUGGGAUGUUCUUAUCUGCUGUUUCUAUGGUGGUCGCCGCACUAGUCGAGAUGAAAAGACUCGAAACUGCUCGAGAACACGGACUGGUCGAUAAGCCUAACGCGACUGUUCCAAUGAGCGUGUGGUGGCUGAUUCCUCAGUAUGUCUUGUUUGGGAUCUCGGACGUGUUCACAAUGGUGGGUUUGCAAGAGUUCUUCUAUGAUCAGGUUCCAAGUGAGUUGAGAAGCGUGGGCCUUUCCUUGUAUCUCAGUAUUUUCGGUGUCGGCAACUUUCUCAGCAGCUUUCUCGUGUCUGCCAUAGCGGAGGCGACCGGAGGCAACGGGAGAGAGAGCUGGUUUGCCAAUAACCUCAACAGAGCUCAUCUAGAUAACUUUUAUUGGCUCCUAGCCGGGCUAAGUGCAUUGGAACUGGUCGUCUAUCUGUAUUUUGCUAAAUCUUAUAUCUACAACAGGUCAAGUACAACAUAAGAUGCUCUGCUUUCACAGCUGUAAUAUCAAAGCCAGUUUGAUAAUGUACCAUCAUUUGGGGAUACUUCUGUGAACUGCUGUAAAAAAUUUGCAUGGUGUUGAAAACUUAGUACCAGAGAGAUGUGAAUUACUCUCAGGUGUCAUAGAUUAGAAAUUACAGUUUGAAAAAGAUUUUAUGUGAUGGC
Rhodamnia argentea is the source of this 2137-nucleotide messenger RNA. RefSeq names its product protein NRT1/ PTR FAMILY 5.10-like. Gene Ontology annotation, cellular component: membrane. Bases 213 to 1952 code for a protein of 579 amino acids. The transcript is spliced from 4 exons. NCBI's taxonomy places the organism in Eukaryota, Viridiplantae, Streptophyta, Magnoliopsida, Myrtales, Myrtaceae. Gene Ontology annotation, molecular function: dipeptide transmembrane transporter activity; tripeptide transmembrane transporter activity. The record is from RefSeq and is a predicted model, not a curated record. Gene Ontology annotation, biological process: transmembrane transport; dipeptide transport.